This is a messenger RNA of Coccidioides immitis RS, 429 nucleotides long. RefSeq lists its product as uncharacterized. NCBI's taxonomy places the organism in Eukaryota, Fungi, Ascomycota, Eurotiomycetes, Onygenales, Onygenaceae. The transcript is spliced from 5 exons. Bases 1 to 429 code for a protein of 142 amino acids. The record is from RefSeq and is a predicted model, not a curated record.
AUGCUCAUUAUCAGGAGGGGGUGGGUGAGGGACGUGGAACCAGACGACGAAACCCGGGCGGAAGGGAACAAAGUCCAGAGGGUGAAGCCCCAGGAUGUUGAUGUCAUCUCCUGGGGGAGAGUUAAAGCCAAGGUUUUGCUGGAUACAGUCAAGUCCCAUGGCGGCGUCGUCACACCAAUCAGCCCAACAGGCCAUGCUCGCCUGUGGACUUACCACACACAUCUACUAACCAGAUAUCUGGAGUCGGCGCAGAAAUUCUCCUGGGAUCAGAUAGAAUCACUGCUUGCUUGUCCAGAGCAGAGUAAAAGGUCAGAAAAGGACUGCCAGCAUCUGAUCAAGGGUCACAGAUAUCAAAUUCCCGCAUUCCAGACAAGAGGACUGCAGGGGGAAGCUCAGGCGAGCCACGCCGAAGCACAGGAAAGACGUUGA